This is a messenger RNA of Rhipicephalus microplus (southern cattle tick), 539 nucleotides long. RefSeq lists its product as uncharacterized. The record is from RefSeq and is a predicted model, not a curated record. NCBI's taxonomy places the organism in Eukaryota, Metazoa, Arthropoda, Arachnida, Ixodida, Ixodidae.
AAGCCCAUACUCGUGGUAUGGCGGUCCACUGAUAACUAGCUGUUGUGGCAUUAAACCUGUAUACACUGACAAGGACAGGUAUUUCAGCGUCCGUGCCCAAGAUGAAGCCAUCGUAUUGGUUUGCUGUGCUUUUAGUUUACGCAUAUGCUGCGUGCGGCGAAGAGGUGGAAACUGAAGCACAACAAGAUGAAGCCAUUAGGCUAGGAUUAUACUUUGUUUAUGAUCAAGCAUUUGUGAAUCGCUCCCUCUUCAUAUUGAACGGAAGCUACAACGCCUACUUCGCUGCUCUGACGACAGCCGCCCAGGCGUUCUUCAAGCUACAUGAUGAUCCUAAAAUAUUUCUCACACUUGUCGGAUCUUCGAAACUUGAGGACGAAGCCAUGGUAACUGAAACCACUACGAAGGAUAAUAAGUUGAACGCAUCAGAGACUAUGGACAGACUGCGCACGAAAAUGACUUGGGAUGACACCUUGGACCCCAGUGUCGACGUGGUAUUUCUAGUGACAGGGUGCGUAAAAAACGAUGUCCACACGGCCUAA